This is a messenger RNA of Vitrella brassicaformis, 2443 nucleotides long. Lineage: Eukaryota; Vitrellaceae. The record is from the annotation of a GenBank genome assembly.
GAACGAACGAACGCAGCCGCAUAACCACGAGAGCGGAGCCCUUGUUACAGAUCUUGCUCAUCGAUGAGUGAAUGUGGCUCGCAAGACGUCCCCUCAUCCUCCUGCGUCCGCAUAGGAGCCUCAGGCGCUUCAGCACAAAUGGAGACGACGCCGCAUCUCCCCCCGCACCCACCUCCGCUUCAGCAGCCAGCGGCGGCCGAGAGUUCAUCAAGCGGCUCACCCAGAACGCCAAAGGCAUGUCGGCACAGGAGAUCCGCACCCUCUUCGCCACACUCAAGCCCCAACUGCUGGCCCUGGCACACGCCACGACGUUCAGACAAGAGGCAGAUCGGUUCGUGUGUGACGAGGCGGCCGAGCAGGACAGGUGGGACAACUGCGGCUCGAUUGCCAUAGCCCUCAAUCUGAUGGGCAAGUAUGGCGUGAGGGAUAUGGACAUCGUCAACGCUCUCGAGCGGCCGCUGCUGGAGGCCUUCUGGUGUGACGGUUCAUCGCAGCGGCCCUCCUUGUUCACCGAACAGGACUUAUCCAUCGUCGCCAACGCGUAUGCGAAGCUCUCUGUAAGGUCCAUGAAGCUCUUCGCGGCCAUGGAGCACGCCAUGCGGCAGAAUGGAGGCACGUUUGUCGGCGAACUGUCGCCUCAGGGGUGCUCGCUCGUGCUCAACGCCUAUGCGAAGCUGGAAGUGCCGAUGGCGAGAGAUGUGGUGGUGAUUGUGGGGGCGCACGUGAGGCGGCUGAUGGAGGGGGGCGCGGCGUUUAUUCCGCAGCAUGUGGCGAUCGUCUUGAAUGCGUACGCGAAGCUUCAGGUGCCCGCGGGUGUUUUCGGUGAUGUUGCCGAGUGCGCGGCUAGGAGGGUUGUACAGGUGGGGCAAACGGAGGGCGAGUGCACGUGUGUGCUGUCACCUUUGUGUGCCUUUUGUGUUGGGUGUCAGUCGGUGGAUGCCUACAGCCAGCAGAGUCUGUCAAUGGUCCUCCAUGCAUUCGCGAAGUUCGAAUGGCUCAAUCAGGAGGUACAAAGCACCCACACACAUCUGAAUGAGCACGCAGCCGCACAAGUGCCGGUCUGUUGUCCUGUGGUGAUGUGGUCAGCUGCUCGAGUGUGCGUGUGGCCGGCUGCGUCGCGAGAACGGCGAUCUCGCUACCCUUCCCGAACAGCACUACUGCAUGAUGCUCUAUGCUCUGUCAAGGUGCGUGUGCAGACACCGACAGAGCCAAUCGUACACAGCGCGCGUGUAAGUCUUUGUGUCUGCGUGCGUUCAGGUUGCUAUAUCGAGACGAGGCCUUGUUGGCCCGCUUGGUCGAUAUGGUGCCCCAGAUGCUCGAGGGAUUCACGCCACAAGGUCAGAUGCGCCAGUGUGCGUGCGUAUAUCUGUACGUAUCCUCCGUUGAUUGACAUGCUUGAUCGUCACUGGGGCGACUUGUGGCCACAAUGACGUCAGUGAGCGGAGAGAAUGACAGGGCGGAUCUCUGCCUCUGAACGCACUCGACGCGCCAGAGGGGUCGUUCCCCGUCCGAGACUAGCCAGACAGACAGACAGGAAGACAGGCCAACACAUAUGCGUGUAUAUGUGUGGCUGCAUAGCACAGCGUUUCCAUCUCACGUCAGAACCCUCUCUCUAUGUCUUUGCUGCUGCAUGAAUGUGUGCAGGUCUGGCGAAUUCUUUCCUGUCCUUCUGCCGCCUCGACGUACCAGCCCCACCAGAUGAGACCAUCGAUCUCCUCUCAUCUGAGUGCCUCCGCCGCGCCCUCGCCCCGCACACACCGCUGGGCCCCUUCGAGCACAUCCAUCUGCUCAACUGCUGCUUUGCGGCCGUCUACUUCAUGCGCAAUGAGGGUCGCUGGUUUGAUGCACUUCUGGGCGGGAUGGUGAAGGGAGUCGCGGAGAGGCUGGGUGCAAGAGGCUGUGACAGUGACAGCCGCUCCGGCUUGCAGAAGUGCGGUCUGACUACUGAGGGGCUCUUCCAGCUGAUAACGUCGUUGCUGCACCUGACUCUCGAGCCAUCGCCUUGCCGCUCACUGGCCGACCUUUCCCUCUCGUCGAUUGGGACCUGGGUGUGGUUGCUGGAUGAAAUCGGGCCCUCUCUCGCGCGCCAUGCUGACGGAAGCGAGCCGCUUGACGACAGCCAGGGGCCUUCGAGCAAGAUGCACGAAGACGUGUCCCUAUCGCUGCGAAGAGCGACGGUCGGGGAGGAGCUGAUGGUUGUCGAGGAGGCUGAAGCGAUGCCUUUUCGAAUCGAUGUGGUGGUUAUGCGUAUGAACAGGGGAGCGACAAAGUGGGCUUAGUUGGGUUCAUCACGGGAUAUAUGGAUCAGAGGAUGUAAGGACACUGCAUGGAAUCUCCAAGAAACUGAAAGUGUGACACAAGGGACGUGAGAUGGCCCUCCACCCCCCCUCAUGUUAUUGACUCGCUUCAUGGACACUAGAGAAAGUCAUUCACUGAAAAAGUG